UUGGCUCUCGAGGGUGGAGCCCUGCUUAGCGCUGACAUACUGCACCCAGCCCUCAGGGCGGUCUGAUUGGGCAGGGGAGGGAUGACAUCACAAAGGCCAGCUGUUGAUUUGGCGGAGAGUGUGUGUGCAUGAGAGAGAGAGAGAGGAGAAUCAGGAAGGAUUGCGGCAGCGAUGGCUUUGGGCAUGUACGCGAACGCUCCGCGCUCAGACGGAGGAGAGCAGAGCUGCACUGAGCGCGCUCCAUUUGAUGGCACUCGGGCUGCCAUGGAAACUAAUGAUGUAAGCAGAGCAGCGGAUCAUGAACGCCAGGCAGGUGUCCGAGGGUGAUGCGGAGCGUGUGUGUGAGCCGUGGUUUGGCGACCCGACCAGAGCGCUUUUGACGGGGGUCAUGGGACUGCUGCUGCCCCCUGUCCGUCUCUCAGUCCGCCCUGCUGCCUCCAGAGGCCCUAGGGUCCUACGCUCCCUAAGGUUCCAGUCCUGAAAACAGCACAGCCAGGUGGUGAUUUUCGGUCUUGCUUCUGAGGAUAAUGUCUGAAUCUUCUCUGGACACCAGAAGUUGUGACGUUAUGAAGGUUCUGGAGAGUGACGGGCCGCACGUGGCCGAACCGCCCGCGACCCUCAGUGACCCCCAACACGUGCCCCAGAACAACGGCACACAUGCCCAGGAGUGUGUGACAGACCAAAAUUCCUCCCAUCAAACACAGCUCGUCCAAUCAGCACAGACUAUUAAACGGUCCAAGUCCAACGGCAAGUUAAAGUUAGUCCGCAGCUUGGCGGUGUGUGAGGAGCCGUCUCCGCCUCCGCUUCGAGAACUGACGCACGAACAGGAAAAGAUUCAUAUCGAGCUCAGUCAGUCUUUCGAAAAAGAUGAAACGUCCAUCAAAAAUGAGGACAGUGAGAAAAUCUCAGAAAAGCCAGAGAAAACAGACCCACUGUCCAAGAAGACACUCUCAAGAGAUUCCAGUCAGGACUACACCGACUCCACAGGAGUAAACCUCCACGAAUUUCUGGUCAACACGCUGAAGAACAACCCCCGAGACAGAAUGAUGCUGCUGAAACUCGAGCAAGAUAUUCUGGACUUCAUUAGCAACAUCGAAAGUCAGAAGCGGAAGUUUCCCCCGAUGACAUCAUACCACAGGAUGCUCCUUCACAGGGUGGCGGCGUAUUUUGGGCUGGACCAUAAUGUCGAUCAGACCGGGAAAUCAGUCAUUAUCAACAAAACCAGCAAUACUAGAAUACCAGAUCAGAAGUUUUCUGAACACAUUAAAGAUGAUAAAACCGAUGAUUUCCAAAAGAGGUACAUCUUAAAGAGAGAUAACUCCAGCCUGGACCAGGAUGAUGGCAGGCUGCGGAUGCGUCUUAAGGACGACAGACGGAGUAAGUCUAUAGAGGAGCGAGAGGAGGAGUACCAGCGUGCCAGAGACAGGAUCUUCGCCCAAGACGGACAAGAACAUUUCCCGUUUGAUAAAAGAAUCCAAGAGGACGUGACUUUCAUUAACACUCAGCAAAGACGACAGAUAUUCAGGUUGAGAGAUGGGCACUCGGGAAACAGUCGUCAGAGCAGCUCUGAGAACGAGCUGAAGUAUUCGGACCCUCGGCCCUGGAGCAGCACAGAUUCAGACAGCUCCCACAGGAACCUGAAGCCCGCCAUGACCAAAGCCAGCAGCUUCAGCGGCAUCAGCCUGCUGAUCCGAGGAGACAGUACAGCCAGCAGCAAGAGCACCGGGAAACUGUCUAAAACCAGUUCAGACUCUUCUAGUAGCGUAGGUUCCUCUUCCGGGUCGCUCUCUCGGCCGUCUCAGCUGCCGUUACCCGCCCCCGUUGUACCCCAGCCCGGUCGAGGCUUCACCGUGGCCCCCGCGGCCCCUCUUCCGGCCCCGGCCCCUCAGAGCACGACUACUAAUGCUAACAUUAAUACUAACGCUAGCUUCUACAUCGUUCCUGUGGACAGCACCGCCAUCCCGCCGGGCAGCAUGCUGCUCAAUCCACAGACAGGUCAGCCUUUUGUGAACCCCGAUGGCAGUCCGGUGGUUUACAACCCCACCAUGACAUCACUGCAGGGGCGGGGCCAGCAGCACAUGACUCUACAUCCUCCCCCGCCCCCUCCUCCUCCUCCGCCUCUUCCUCCUCCCCCUCAACCUCAGCCAGCCACUACUUACCAACUUCUAAAACAGCAACAGGACGGUUUAAGUGCUCAGUUCAGCCAGAUGAAUCUCAUUCGGCAGCCUUCGGGUGACGCUCCGGACCCCCACACAGGCCUCUACCCACAAUCCCUGCUGCUCCAGAACCCUCCGCCCACUGGCUACAUGCUUUCAUCGGCAGGACAGCCCAUGAGCGGUCACACUUACCCCCAUCUCACAGCCAUCAAUCAAGCGGUCCUGCAGCCGCACGGAUACAUCCAGCAGCCCGUGCAGCAGGUGUCGGCGUGUUACUGCGCCCCGGGACAGUAUUCACACUCCACCCAACACUACAGAGCGGUGACGCCGGUACACUACAGCGCCCCCCAGAGUCAGACACUGCCACCGCAACAGACAGGUUUCCAGACGGUCAUGCCCGCUCAACCCCCCAGUUACCAGGGCAUGAUGGGAAUUCAGCAGACUCAGAACCAAUCGCUGAUCGGCUCUCAGGACGGAAUGGCCAAUCAGAUUCAGAGCGUGAUGGUGCAGUAUCCCACAAUGCCUCCGUAUCAGGUGUCUGUGCAGCAGGGUUCUCAGAGCGUUCCUCAGGCAGCCUAUCAGCAACAGAUCGUGAUGCAGGGACAGACCAAUCAGGCGCCAGCGCCCUCCGCCAGCAUGCAGGUGUAUUACAGCAUGAUGCCGCCAACGCAACACUCUAGCAUCAGCUCGACAGUUGGUUUCCUCCCUCCGCCGGGUUCAGAGCAGAUGCCGUUUCCCCGACCGCCCUCCCCCUGCGGUUCUCAGCCAAUCACAGGCCAGCAGUGCACAGCUGUGCCUCCGCCGCCCCCUGCUGGUGGAGUGGUGAUGAUGCAGUUGAGAGUUCCUCCAAGCCAGCAGCCCAGAGCCCCGUCCCCAUCACACUGGAAACCCAACCGUUACUACAAACACUGCGACCUGCUGCCACAGGACACCACACAGAAUAAUCCACAGCAGCUUCUAAGCCCCUCCCCCUCUCCGGUGCAAUCGCCUGCUCCCGCCCAUCUGGCCAAUAUGAAGGGGCCUCGUCCUGGCCACGCCCCCUUUCCCAUCAUGUCUCAGUUGUCCCGCCCGUACGCUCCAGGCCAAGGUGAUGGCAGGUAUCCUCUGAUUGGGCAGCCCCUCCAGUAUAACGCCCCCAUCAGACCCCCACUAAUGCACGGCUCUCAUGUGGUCAACCACCACCAUCAUCAUCAUCUUCAUCACCACCAGGGUCCUGUGGGUGUCCGGCACGGCAUGCGCAGUCGAAGACCCACAAAGAAAUCACUUUCUACUGACAUGAGUACAGGAGAAACGGACUCCGGCCGUGUUUUGGAGGUGACGGACCUUCCAGCUGGCAUCAGUCGAGUGGAAGCAGACUUUUUACUGGCAGAACUGAGCAAAGUUGGCGCGCUCAUAAAAUGGCUGCCCAAACCUCCGUCCCCCAGCCAAUCAGAAGGAGCGGACGUUACGAACUCUGACCCUCCCAAACCGCCCCCUCACGACCUGGCGUCCACAUAUACCAUCCUGGCCUUGUUCCCGUCGAAAUACGCAGCGCAGAGCGCGCUUCAAAAACUCAACAGCUCCAUCACCAAAUUCAAACUGAGAACUAGCAAGGAACUUAACGAACAGCACACGCUCGCCAGAUCCAGCUCUCAGUGAGGCCACGCCUCUUCGUCUCUUUCCACCAAUCACCACCAUUGCCUCAGGCUCACUUCCUGCUAUUUCAGUCACACCUUCCUGGCUUUGUUGCUUUUUUGUUUUGUUUGUUUUUGCACCACUAUGGCUUGAUCAAAAUGGGUUUGUUACUUUCGAAUGGGGUUUUCAUGCUAGUUUGUUUAAAAAAAAAAAAAAUCUAAUGUUGUAGUUAAAUUGUUCUUUCACGGUUUCAGAUGAAUUAUCUAGCGUUGUUAUUGAAACAAAACCAAAACGAAUUCAAAUGAGACAUGUUUGGCUUGUUCUUCUGUUCAUUUUGAAUAGACCAGGAAUCGCAAAACUGAAACCGGAGCAUGUUGUUUGGGUUUUUUUUGUUGUUUUUUUCCCGCAAAUGGCACAUCAUACAAAACUAAGUGGGUUUUUUUUUCUUAAGCGAAUGGAAAUAAACAACCAAACAUGCUACAACUGACCAAUGAACGUGAAGAUGGGACACAAGGGAACACUUUUCGACUUGUGCCUUUGAGCAGGGACGCACUGUUUAUGCCGAACAACGACUAAGCCAGAAAAACAACGUCCAAAAAUGUGUAAUUUAUACUGUAGCCGAAUCCAAAUAAGCGAGUCUUUUUUUUUUUUUUUUCGUCUGAGAGUCUUCUCGGCUUUUGGCUUUUGAAUUUUUAACUUAAUUUAAACGUUGAUGGAAACGGCGCAGCGGCCAAACGGAAGGUUUUAUCACUUGCUUUCUCAUUUCCUGUCUUUGGGAUGAUGGACAACAGUCCACUUAUGGGUUUUUAGAAUUCUUCUGUCAUUAAAAGUCACUGGAAUAAAAGUUUGCACUCUCACGUCUUUUUCCCCUUUACUCUUUCUUGCGUUUUUUCCCCCCUUAUUUUAUUUUCUCUGCGAGAUGUGUGGACUGUGAAAGGCUGUAAAAUGUUUGCUGGUGCAAGUUGUUUUUAUCUCAGUUUGAAAACCAAUAAAUGUUUACACAUAA
Molecule: messenger RNA, 4776 nt
Organism: Sinocyclocheilus anshuiensis
Lineage: Eukaryota; Metazoa; Chordata; Actinopteri; Cypriniformes; Cyprinidae
Product: R3H domain-containing protein 1
Exons: 27
Coding region: 528-3794 (1088 amino acids)
Molecular function (GO): nucleic acid binding
Source: RefSeq, a predicted model, not a curated record